Molecule: messenger RNA, 960 nt
Organism: Psammomys obesus (fat sand rat)
Lineage: Eukaryota; Metazoa; Chordata; Mammalia; Rodentia; Muridae
Product: olfactory receptor 6C3-like
Exons: 1
Coding region: 1-960 (319 amino acids)
Biological process (GO): G protein-coupled receptor signaling pathway
Cellular component (GO): membrane
Molecular function (GO): olfactory receptor activity; G protein-coupled receptor activity
Source: RefSeq, a predicted model, not a curated record
AUGAGAAACCACUCUGUGGUCACUGAGUUUGUGCUCUUGGGCAUAUCAGACACACCAGAACUUCAGGUUGUGAUUUUUAUCUUUUUAUUCAUAGCUUACGUAUUAAGUGUGUGUGGAAACCUAACUAUCAUCAUCCUCACCUUGCUAGACUCUCAGUUAAAGACUCCUAUGUACUUUUUCCUCCAGAAUUUCUCCUUUCUAGAAAUUAUGUUCACCAGUGUUUCCAUCCCGAGGUUUUUGGGGUCAAUAAUUACUCAAGUCAAGACCAUUUCCUACAACAACUGUUUGGCUCAGCUAUUUUUCUUCAUCUCCAUGGGAGUGUCUGAGUUCUUUCUUCUAACUGCCAUGUCCUAUGACCGCUAUGUCGCCAUCUGCAAGCCGCUGCACUACACUGUCAUCAUGAGCCAGAAAGUUUGCACCCUUCUUGUCCUCACCUCAUGGCUGGCAGGAUUUCUGACCAUUUUCCCAUUACUCAUGCUAUUCCUCAAGUUAGAUUUCUGUGCUUCGAAUGUCAUUGAUCACUUCUGCUGUGACUACUUCCCUAUUUUACAACUUUCCUGCUCAGAUACAUGGUUUUUAGAGACAAUUGGCUUUUAUUUUGCCUCCAUCACCCUGCUGUUCACACUGGCACUAGUGAUCUUGUCAUAUAUCUGUAUCAUCAGCACCAUUCUCAGGUUCCCCUCUGCCAGUCAGAGGAAGAAGGCUUUCUCCACCUGUUCCUCUCACAUGAUUGUCAUCUCCAUCUCUUAUGGCAGCUGCAUUUUCAUGUAUCUCAAACCUUCUGCAAAUGAAAGGGCAUCCCUGACCAAGGGGGUGGCUGUUCUCAAUACUUCAAUUGCUCCCAUGUUGAACCCUUUUAUUUACACAUUGAGAAAUCAGCAAGUAAAACAAGCCUUCAAGGAUUUCAUUAAUAAAGUGAUUUCAUUAAUUUCAUUAAUAAAAUUUUUAAGAAACAAAUGA